Capsella rubella is the source of this 1408-nucleotide messenger RNA. Its product is annotated as protein LOW PSII ACCUMULATION 1, chloroplastic. The transcript is spliced from 11 exons. Bases 61 to 1224 code for a protein of 387 amino acids. The record is from RefSeq and is a predicted model, not a curated record. Gene Ontology annotation, biological process: photosystem II oxygen evolving complex assembly. Gene Ontology annotation, cellular component: chloroplast. NCBI's taxonomy places the organism in Eukaryota, Viridiplantae, Streptophyta, Magnoliopsida, Brassicales, Brassicaceae.
UCUCGGCAACGCCGGUUCGGAGAAGAGCACCGGCGAGGUCCAUUUGAACGCUGACGGCGAAUGUGGCGGCGAAGUAACUUACCGGGGAAUUUAGAUUCCGAUCAAAGCAUAUCUGAGGAAGACGAAGAGCAUAUCAAUGUUAGCUUGGGAGAAAAUGAUAUGUGGCCAAGUGAGAAUGCGAAUGCGAAGGAAGAGGGGGGAUUACUACUUCAAACAAAGCUCGAAAAACUCAUAGGUUGUGGUGAACUAAAUUAUGCUAGGGAAACCGGUGUUGUACCUCUGGAAGCAACUGUGAGUCUUUGCUUUACGUUUUCAAAUUCUUUUGUGCAGCUUCUUGUUCCUGGGAAAAAAUGGAUCCAAUUGCUGAGAAGAUAUUGGUUAGGCGGAGAAGAUAUUGGUGAUAGUUUUCGGAGAGAUCUAAAACUUAUCAGCGAAGUACGAGCACCAUUUCGUGGUGUUAGAAAAUUCUUUUAUUUUGCAUUUGCUGCAGCAGCAGGUAUCUCAACGUUCUUUACCGUACCAAGACUGAUUCAGGCAUUUAAAGGCGGCGAUGGUGCUCCAGAUCUUCUGGAAACUACAGGAAAUGCUGCAAUUAACAUUGGAGGUAUUGUUGUUCUGGUUUCAUUGUUCCUUUGGGAAAACAAGAAAGAGGAAGAACAAAUGGUUCAAAUAACUCGAGACGAAACUCUUUCCCGGCUGCCAUUACGUCUGUCAACCAACCGAGUUGUUGAACUUGUGCAGCUGCGGGAUACAGUUCGACCAGUUAUUCUGGCUGGGAAAAAAGAGACUGUAACAGCCGCAAUGCAAAAAGCGGAUAGGUUCAGAACCGAGCUCCUAAGAAGAGGUGUUCUCUUAGUUCCUGUGGUAUGGGGUGAACGUAAAACACCAGUAAUCGAAAAAAAAGGCUUUGGAGCUUCUUCAAAGGCAGCUACAUCCCUUCCUUCAAUUGGGGAAGAUUUUGAUACACGGGCUCAAUCGGUAGUAGCCCAAUCGAAGCUGAAAGGUGAAAUCAGGUUCAAGGCCGAGACUGUUUCGCCUGGUGAAUGGGAAAGGUGGAUAAGAGAUCAACAGAUAUCUGAGGGAGUUGAUCCAGGUGAUGACGUGUACAUUGUACUGCGGUUAGAUGGUCGAGUCCGCAGAUCGGGUAGAGGGAUGCCAGAUUGGGCUGAGAUAUCGAAGGAGUUGCCACCGAUGGAUGACGUGCUGAGCAAGUUAGAAAGAUGAAACUGUGAAGCUUUGUUACAUAUUGCAUCUUCACAAAAGUAAAACCUUAGAAGAGACUAGUGAGAGAGAGAGAGAGAGAGCUCAUAGGAGAAGAAAAGGCCUGUAUUGUGUAUUUGUGUUCACAAGUCCAUGAGAUUGUUACUUGUAUGUGAAGAAAGUUUUUUAUAUAUUGAAAAAAAAAAAA